AUUUGCGGAAUACAAAUAUAUAGAUAGUUUAACUGCGUCUAUUUUGGAAAGAAUAUCUUAAUUCUAAAGUAAAUGAGCGAUUUAUUUCAUAAUACAUGUACUGUAUAGUUUAUGGUACCACAGCUGGUACCUAAGUACUCUCGUUAGUAAUAGCGGAACAAAUACGGAAACAACUAUGUUGGCAACCAGCAAUACUCAAAAUUCUUGAAUCUGAUUGGCUAAAAAUGACAUCUUAAUAGAACGGAACCUUUCUAACCUCAUUAAUAAAUUAUUUAAAAUUAAAUAGGUAAAUUUUCCAAUUAAACACCGUUAUUGUCUUAAGGAAACGUGUCUCUUGGCAUUUUCGAAUCCUUAUUGUAAUUUUCCGCCAAGUUCUACAUAAUGACAUCCACCGAGUAAGUGAAAAAGUAUUGAUUUUUGUUCAGAAACCACCCAGUGUUUCUACUAUUUAUCUCCUGACAUAUUAAUGUAUUUUGGGAACUUCACGUGUUGGUUGAUAACAUGAUAACUAAAUUACAUAUUUUAAUUAUCUAUUAUUUAUAGCGGAACAUAAAUGUGAAGAAUAACUUGCAAUAAACAACUUUAUCAUAAAACGAGGAUAACCCUUGUGACCUCUUGGCGAGCCCCUUGCCUCCAGCAGAGAUUUAUCAGUAAUAAUUAGGAAAUACUUUAUAUACAGUGUGUUUUAAUUUAUCGUACAAAAAUCAGCUAGGUAUACAAACUAAAAAUAAAUAUGCUUUGCUUUGUUUUUGUAAUUCCUGACUAGAAUGAGCAACUAAAUUUUGGAAAUUUUGGUUCUAAAUCUAGAAUAACUGGUUCCCAAUCAAAACAAGGCUAUACAUUUGUAGAUGCUGACAUGCAGCCUGACAUUUUAAUUUUUGUUCAAAAUAUUGUUUAGUUUCUUAAAAUUUCUAGCAUAAUUAUGACUUUAUUUACAAGAACAUUGCAUUUAUCAGUUAGACUUAUUAGGGUGCAAGCAAGGGGGUCAACACAAAUUCAUUGCAAAUAUUCCAAAAAAACAGCCAAUAUAAUUGAUGGUAAGAAAAUAUCUGCAGAAAUCAAAGCCGAAGUCAAAAAAGAAAUUGAUCAGUGGGUUGGUCAGGGCCACAGAAGACCAUGUUUAAUAGCUAUACUAGUUGGAGAAGAUCCAGCCAGUCAAAAAUACGUAGAAAACAAAAUGAUAGCUUGCAAAGCUGUUGGCAUAGAAUCAAAAACAAUAAGACUGGCUGACACAACUGAAGAAUCUGUGUUGCUCACACAAAUUGACAAACUCAACCAAGAUUCAAAUGUUGACGGUAUUUUGGUGCAACUGCCAGUACCAGAGCACAUUUGUGAAAAAAAAGUCAUGAACGCUGUGGACCCUCAAAAAGACGUCGAUGGCUUCCACACCAUAAAUGUUGGCAAACUAAUGGCCAACGCUGAUACAUUUGUCCCUGCAACCGCUUUAGGAGUCAUUGAAUUAAUUAAGCGCUACAACAUUCCAACUUUUGGCAAAAAUAUAGUGAUUUGUGGGCGUUCCAAAAAUGUCGGUCUGCCAAUGGCCUUAUUGUUGCACUCUGAUGCAAAGUACGAACUGCCAGGACAUGAAGCGACUGUCACAUUAUGCCACAGGCAUACACCACCUGAAGAAUUGGAAUUUUUCGCUAAAAGAGCAGAUAUCAUUAUCAGUGCCACAGGCGUUGUCAAUUUAAUCAAACCCCAAAUGAUAAAACCAGGAGCUUGUGUUAUAGAUGUUGGAAUUAAUAGGAUAACAACUGAAGAGGGCAAAACUAAACUAGUGGGGGAUGUUGAUUUUGAAGGAGUAAGUAAAGUUGCUGGUUAUAUAACUCCAGUGCCAGGAGGUGUGGGACCCAUGACAGUGGCAAUGCUCAUGUUCAACACGCUAAAAGCUGCCAAACAAUUAGUUAACAAUAAUAACUAAGAUGUAAAACAUUUUGUAUAUUAUAUUACACAGUAUUAUAGCACUUUAUUUUGUUUAAAAUAAAUUAUAACUGAAUUGUUAAAGCUGUAUCAUAAUAUUUCAUCUCCCCAGUAUUACUAGUGGUAGUUCCUCUAAUGCACAAAUCCAACUGAUUCAAUUCAAACUCUCCAAAAUAAAAGUCCUUGUGACUUUCCAAUAUUUUGCUUGCAUCAAAAGACAUUUUUUGCUCACUCUCGUGCCUAAAACUUUUAUUCAUUACAGUCAUGUGCAAUUUGACCCUGUCAUACUCCUUUUUAGCUAAGCCAGCUUUGUUGAAAUAAUUUGCAAUAGUAUCGCACAUUGUUUGUAACUUCUCUGGAUUUUGAAUUUUUACUUCUGCAUAUAAAACAUUAACAUUUGAAGGGUCAUCGUUCAUUAUUUCCAAACCUUGGAUAAUGGCUUUCUGAGGUUUUUCAAAUAUUUUAGAAAUGUGGUUGGCAUAACAAGAUUGUAGAAUGUUUAUGGCUCUAGUAACUUCGCCUUCAUCCAAUAAUUUGAGCAUAACAACAGUCAAAUGCAUUUUAACGUCUUUUUGAAAUAUUGACUCUGUGAUUCCUCUUGCAGGUUGUUCUAAAACACUUUUUUUGAAUUUUAAUAAGUUUGAACUAAUCAUAUCUGAUUUGAUUGGUAUAGAGACAAAAUGUGUUGGAGGCAUUCUUUCUUUUCCCUGUGCUAUUAUUAUAUCGAUUUGGGUUUUAGCUGAAGCUACUUGUCUCUCAGUAUUUCCUUCAAUUAUAAUGUCUCCCUUUUCAUUUAUACGUGGUACUUUGAUUGAAGUGUUUGUGCUGUUUUGAAGUGCCUUCAAUUUGCUGCCUUUGGCUCCAAUAAUAAAGGAAAAAAGGCUAGAAGGGACAUACAUUGAAGUUUGAAACUUGCCAGAUUUUGUAUAAGUAAUGUUAUGGGUUUCCUCCAUGUCCAUGCAAUCUAUUAAAUCGUCGUCGUUGUCCAAAUAAGGUUCUAAUUGAGGGUUUUCUUGUUCUUGAGGUUUAUCUGAAGUUUCCAAUGUGAGUUUCCAGCAAGUUUUAUCCCCAAAAGCUAAUGGGGUAACUUUGUAUGGUAGUGGGCCUGUUACAUAAAAGAAAUCAGGAAAUCCAUUAUUCUGGUCUGAC
Ceutorhynchus assimilis (cabbage seed weevil) is the source of this 3069-nucleotide messenger RNA. NCBI's taxonomy places the organism in Eukaryota, Metazoa, Arthropoda, Insecta, Coleoptera, Curculionidae. The record is from the annotation of a GenBank genome assembly.